This is a messenger RNA of Chelonoidis abingdonii (Abingdon island giant tortoise), 6887 nucleotides long. RefSeq names its product DEP domain containing 4 (gene DEPDC4). The record is from RefSeq and is a predicted model, not a curated record. Lineage: Eukaryota; Metazoa; Chordata; Testudines; Testudinidae. Gene Ontology annotation, biological process: intracellular signal transduction.
GGCGGCGCAUUUGAUUCCGCGGUUCAGGAGAAUUCACAGCCAGAGCGAACUGGGCGCGCGGCGGCUACGCGGAGGCACCAGCUCUUAUUGGCUGGGAACCUUUGGGAGGGGGCAGCAUGCAGAUCCCCCAUGGUCCGCCUCCCUAGGAGUCAGACCUGUUUGCCGCUUCUGGGGUGCAGCGCGGAGCCAGGACAAGAGGUAGUGGUCCUUUUCAAGCAACUCGGUUAUGGAAUGGUAUUAUUCAUGCUCUUCAAAGCCAGGUAGAAAUAAAAAGAAGACGACAACAUCUAAGGACGUACAGAAACUGCUUUACUGGCUCCAAUGCUGUUGAUGUGGUGCUGAGCUAUCUUAUGCACAGUAUGUACCUAAGUAGUAAUGAUCUUUCUCGACUGAAGGGAGUCCGUCUCUGCCAGGCUCUGAUGGAUCACAAGGUUUUUGAACCAGUUGGACCAAAACUAUUCAAGAAUGAGAGAGAGCUAGAGUUUGAAGACACAAGUAAUAGUCUUUAUAGAUUUCUGGACAGCCAUCUUUCUCCUCUUUUACUGAAACAGAAAGGAUAUAUUGAGAACUUGUCCCCUGACGAAAUACUUGAACUUAAAACGAAAAAACUUUCACGAGCAAAAUUUGAAACAAUUUCAAAUCCCUUAGCACUAGAAGCUGUUGAUAAAAGGAUAGAGGAACUUCUACAAACUAUAAAUGUACAUCCCUCUUUACCUUUAAAGAACAUAGUUAAUGAACCAGUCUGUCUACUUUCAAAAAAAGUUACAGAUGAUGUCUGGAAACAACAGACUCUGUUACGACUACUGCAGUUAAUUGAUCUUCCAGUCCUGGAAAAUAUUUUGGAGUUUCCAGACAAGAGGAAAAAUGAUCAUCUUGGCAAAGAGGAAGAUCUGAUUAUCUCAAAUACUUUUCUUGACAGAGAGGUCAUAUGCAGCCUAAAUUUGCCUGAGCUUGACAAAUGGCUUUGUGCAGCAAUUGAAUGCUUGGAGUAUUUUCCAGACCAGCUAAUAGCGAUGGCUGGUCAGCAGUUACUUCAAAUCAGUAAUGAACCAAGUCACUUGAAUAUGCACAAGAAGAUACUUUUUGAUGUGAUAGCAAAAUAUUAUAAUCAAGUGAGAGACCCCCUUCUCAGCAAUCAUGAUCUUGAUAUUCAUUCAGGAAUUGUUGAACUUAUAGAGAAUGGAAAAACAGCACAAGCCCUGGAGGCAUCGCAGCUUUACUUAAGAUUACUAGUGCCAAACAUCCGAGAAGAACUGCGUAGGCUACUGAUGUUUAUGGCUGUUGCAUCAGAACCUGGGGGCUACAAGUUACAAAAACAAUUUGAUAAUAGAUCAGUGAUCAUCAAGACUUUUACCAAGGCCAUUUUACAAAAUAAAGGAUUGUCAAAAAUACACACUGAACAGCUAAUCCGGUUACUGAUGAAGAAUCAUACUGAACUCUUCAAGACCCCUUUAAUUCUGUUGGAACUAAUUAGCAAGAAACUUACAAGCUUGCUGGAAGGACAAGAUCCUGAUGCCAGUUCAGGCUUCACCUUUUGUCAGCGUUUGACUCCUGAAGAAUUUGAAGACCAAAAGCAACAAACAAGGCACCAUCUUCUUGAAUUGAUUCAAGAGAUGGACAGUAAUCCCACCAUUUCUCUUAAGCAGAAAAAGAAGCUAUUCAAAGAAUUCCAAAAGCAUCAUUCUGUAGCACUGUUGUACUGAUUUUGACACUGAAUGCGGUUUUGCACUGUAGCAGAAUGUUUAAAUGAGCCUCGUCAACUAUUCUUUUUAUAAUGCUGACAUCAUGCUUAUGAAGAGGACUCCUUUUCAUAAGCAUUCAUUGUUACAGGGUUGUAUUUUUUUGAAUGACCCCAGUAUUAGACAUUGUUUUUUCUACAGUAGGUAAGAAUGCUGGGCCUCUGUUGCUGCUCUAAGUUUAGGGUCUGGUGACAUUUCUAUUGUGAAAGUUGUCAGAGUUUUAUAGUCUGACUGAAAUUCUGCAUUCAAAGCACUUUUACUCUGACCUAAGUUAGUUACUAAAUUUCUGGGUAUUUUAAAAUUUUGUAUGUCUUUUUAGUUCAUAAUUUUAGUCUAGUUCUAGGACUUAUCUACACAGUGAGUUGGUGUGCAUACAGUGCAUUAGUUGGGGAGGAUCUCAAAGUGGACUAUGGAACUUUUAAUGCACCAUAGCAGCAUCCACAUGGAAAAUUAGUGUGCAGCAAUCUAGCGUGCUGUAUGUUCACAUCCUAGCUUGCCACAUGGACACACCUCAUGGAUCUAUAGGGCACAGAUAUAACAGUAAGAGUGUGCUGCAGAAAACUGACUUAUGUUGGUGUACACUAGAGCCUUGCAUGGGACUUUUUUUUUAAAUCUUGCUCCCGUCCCACCCUGCAAUUCCCACUCCCCCAUUGUUUCUUGCAUUUUUAUCUGAUUCCUACCUUAAAACCCACAAGAGAGACAGAUUCCUCUAUUCUACUGGGGGAAAAAAUUGUCAAAUAUAUUAUAUAAAAAAAAUGGAAUUCAGUCACAAUUUUACCACCAAAAAAACAAAACAUCUUGCUUAAACCAUGUACAAAUACUUUUAACUCCUGGUAUAAUAGACAUCAAAUAUUUCUAUCCCUCACGUAAAUUUAAGUAUUAGAAGCUUUAAAGUGUUUUAUUGCAAAUUACCACAGUUGUGUGGAUUUUUGUUUUGCCCACCCAAUCUCACCCACAACAAAGCUAUUAUGACAGUGGGACCCAUGGGAUCCCAGUCCCACUGCAGAGCUCUGGUCUAUACCAUAGAUACAGGGAUGGGCAGGUUUGUGUAGUAAAUGUCUGAUACAGAAAUGUUUGAUUCCUGAUUAUAGCUGUGUAUGUGUAUAGUAUGUUACCAUAAUGGUUCUUUGAGUAAUUCUUAAAUUAUAUUGUCUUAUUAAGCCUUAAAUAAUUGCCUUAACUGAUGUAUUUAAAGUGUACAUGUACCAGUUAAACACUUUAGUAUGAGGUAAUGUGGAAAUGUCUUACACACCCUUAGUGUUAGAUUCUCGUUACCUCAGAUUUUUCAUAAGUUUAACUUACUUCAGUUAUUUUAGAUUUGGCUAUGGCACGUGAGUCCUUAGUAUUUGCAGCUGCAAACAUAGCCUGAGUAAUACUUUUGUAUGCACAGCUUGUGCUCUGUAAAAUCCUGAUUUAAAAACUUGCAUAAUGUUGAGUAAAAGUUGAGGAGUAGAUUACUUUGUCUAUGAUGACCUCAGAAGUAGUCUCCGGGGAGGAUGAAGAGUGUGUGAGGUAUAGCUUCAGUUCUUUAUCCUCUACCUGUUACUGUAAUGCUGUGAAACAUCAGUUUUUGGAAAAAAUAAGAUUUAGACACCAACUUUGAAAUAUACAUAACAAAGGUUGUCUCUUACUAAAUUUUAGCCAAACAUUUAGAGCUGCAGCACAGAUGUUUUUGAGGAAAGUUUUGGAACUUGAGGAGACUGCAUAUGUGUACUUUAAAAAAAAAAAUUUAUCCUUGAAUUGGUUGAUCUACUGGAAAAUCUUGCAUUAGGAAUUUAAAAAUUAAGUGUUUAACAUAUCGCUGUUAUAAAGAUUUGUGUAAGAGGAUUGGGAAAAAUCAGUGUUUUAUCUUAUGACUUAAAUUUCACAUUAAAUAAGUUAAUGAUUACCUACUUAAUACUAGUACAAAUAAUCUACAGAGCUUAACACCUUUCAAGAUAGAUGACAAAUUAAGUACAUUGUUUCCAAGACGCUUCAAACACUGCAAAUUCCAAAAGCACAUUAAGCUACUUUAAAAAGAGGUUGGAGCAUUUAAGUUGCCAUUUACUUAAAUCACUUACAAUUAUACGAGCAAGAUUACUACUGUAUACUGAAGGGUUUAUAGUUUACUAAUUCAGUAAAAUAAUAAAGCCAUGAAAUAAAUCUCUUCCCUUAAGCUAUUGCAGUGGCUUUGCUCUGACACUUAAUUUCAGAAGUGUUUGCUUUACCUUAGUAGGAAUUCUACCAGUGGGGUGAACAAAUCUUAUGUAACAUCUUGGCCAAUGAGAAUGCUAUAUUAGUGGGGCCUCAUUUUUCAGAGGUGUUGAGCUCCUACAGCUCCCAUUUGUUCUUUUCUACAGUUUUGGUGGUCACCCUGUGAAACAUCAGGUCCUUACUCAGUUAGGUACUUAGAUUCCUACAACAUUUGAGUCAUGUCCUCUGAGGGAGGAAAAAACAAUCUCUCCAUGUUAAGCGUGAGGGUUUUUUCUAAAUGGAAGUAGGAAGAUGGGUUCUAUUGGGGGGGAAAAGGAGCCUGGCAAAAAAAGUUACUAUACUUCCAGUUUUUCACCAUCAGUUAUAAUUUCAACCAUACACCAGCAUUCAAGGGAACUACAUUAGACUUUUAAAGUGCUUGUUUAUCAACUAUCUUAACUAGGUAGUUCUGCCACAAAUAUUUGUAAAGGAAUAUUGCCUUUGCAUCUCUUUGAGAAUGUACUCCCACCAUGGCAGCUACCAAAUAUGUUAAUUAGAAUAAAGUAAUUAUCCUAGGACCUUUCAAUUGUCUGUAGUUUUGUGGUGGUGCUAGGGAAAGAAUGAGAUUGUUCUUCUGCAUUAAGUUCAGUUCAGCUUCUCUCAAUAGUGAUGGAUAAGGCUACGAUUAUGUCACGGAGGUCUUGGAAUCCGUGACUUCCAUUGACCUGUGACAUUUUCUGCCCUGGGGCUGGAGCUCCCAGCCAGCCCUGCCCUCACCCUGAUCUUGGUGGGGGGACCCAGUUUAGCUGUGGCGGCUGGCCGGACCUGGCACAGCUGCUCAGUGGCAGGCAGGCAGACCUGUGUCUGCCCAGCGGGGACUCCCCUGAACUGCCCAGCUACAGCCAAAGCCAGGGGGACCCUGCAGCUACCUGCUGCACAGGAAGGGGACCCCACAGCAUCACAAGCCCAGGGGUGGGGGACUCCAGAGCUCCCAUGCACCACAUCAGUAGGGGACCUGGGAGCCCCAGCAGCAGCAAUCGGUGCUGAACCCACCUCUCUCUUGUCAGGGGGCCAUGAAUUUUUGUUAAUUUCCUAUGACCUGUCCAUGACUUUUACUAAAAACAUCCAUGACACAAACUUAGUGAUGGAUGAUGUUCUGCUGCUAGCAAGAGGGCUGAAUACCUAUUGCUAUGGAAACAGUAUCUUUACAUUUCCUAAUUUUUUUAGAAAUCUCAGCUAAAACUCAUUCCUGCCACUCCUGACAUUAUCAGCUUACAAAUGCAGAUUGUACCAGAUAUCCACAAACUUUAAAAUUUCAAAAACAUGGUAAGUACACUUGAUAUAAGAUCUUAAGUGAGACUGUGUUCUGUAGCUACUUGGUAGAAGAAAGUAUUCUCAGAGUUUAACCUUCAUCUUGUAACCAAAUUUGUUAAUUCAGAACUGAAUGAAGUCUUAGGCUGCACACACAAUGGGGCUGUGGAAGAGACUUUAAAGUGGAAGCUAAUGUUCCUGCCUAGAUUCCCACUUUCCUUGGGGAAAUAGAGGUUUUGCUACUCUUGUCUUGCCAUUGUUUUGUCCCCAAGUGCCUGCUCUUAAAUAGCAUUACCUACAACUUAUAUAAAGUAGCAAUUCUGAAUGAAGGCACAAUGAAACUCUACGGAGUAUGUAAACACCUAACCCAGAUCUUCAGACCCAGUUAGUGGCCCAUGAGUUGCUCUGCCAUGUCAUUUCCUUCUUCUAGAGCGCCCUGACCCCUCCCUUUAAAGGGUCAAGAGCCAAAAAACAUUCUUGCCACCAAGAGGCAGUAUAUUAAAUGACAAAUUCUGGCCUUUGUAUCAAUAGUUUAAGACUUUUUAAUUUUGACAGGAAAUCACUGUCACUUAACUCCUGCUCCUUUCCCUAUGUUAUAGUUCUUGGCUGACCCUUCUGGGCUUUAAGGCUUGCUUGCCUUGUUAAUCCACCUAUUGCAAUUGUCUGUCAUUGAGUGGUAGUUUAAUAUUUUUGAAUGCUUAUAUGACCAUCUGUAAUUCCUACCCAUUUGACUUUUGUUGGUAAGUGAUCUAGCCUCACAGACUAAUUAUUCAUAGUGCCUUGCUCCUUAAUUCACUAAUCAUAGUCUGAUGUUACUCAGAGCUCUCUUGAAUCAUUUAGUUACUUCCCUUUUACCUGCCCAGCAGCCAGUACUGUGGGUGAGAAAUGAACAGCAGCUCUCCAUGCAGGAGGUGGAAAUGGAAUAACCAUUCAGGCCUAGCACAGCUGCUGUGGUUCGCACCUCCUGCACCCCAUGUGGGUGCUUGGCUGUUUCAAGCCUUGUGAGAAGUAGGGAGAACUGCUCCGGGCUUGUUAGUGCUGUGCCUUUCUGGGGUUUGUGUCCAGCAUUCAUGCUGGCUGCUGUAGCAUUAGAUCUGGCUCACAACUGCCUAAACCCUGGCCUCCAAUGUUAGUUCAUUUCAAUGGUAAAUAUAUCUUCAAUUCAUAACAAAACUCUACCUUAUCUCCUCCUCACUCUUUCCCCUCCCCUCCAGUCUUAAAACUCUGCCACCUCAUUCCCACCAACAGCGAGCCCACCCUUUCACCACCUCAAAUGGACUAUCUCUGAAGAUCAGAGUCUAGCUUAGUGACAUUUAUGUUCUUUACACAGAACUAAGUCUGUAGAACUCACUCUAAAUUAUCUAAUUCUACCAUUGCUGGGUUGUUCCAUAAAUCACUUCUAGUAUUUUGUUGUAAAAUCACAUGCACUUUGUUCAGUAACCAGUGAUCCUCUUCCCUUCCGGUUCAUACUAUACUCCAGAGAUGGGGCAAGGAAAGAGUGCUACAAUAUAUUGCAUGCGAAAUGCAAAGGUGUAGCCUAGCCCAGACAGGUUUUGUUUUUUAAGGAAACAGGCUAUACAUUUCAAAUUAAUUAAAUUAUUACACGAGAAAGUUAGAUUAAGAUGUUUUGCAAAGGCCAGUUGGAAACGUUUAAUUUUAAUACAU